Molecule: messenger RNA, 2503 nt
Organism: Oreochromis niloticus (Nile tilapia)
Lineage: Eukaryota; Metazoa; Chordata; Actinopteri; Cichliformes; Cichlidae
Gene: dnajc28
Product: DnaJ (Hsp40) homolog, subfamily C, member 28
Exons: 2
Coding region: 16-1302 (428 amino acids)
Source: RefSeq, a predicted model, not a curated record
UUUCUGUACAAUAACAUGAAGGCGCUGCUGGUCGUCUCUGGGUCGACAGAGGGCGCUAUCGCAGGUGAAUACAGAGACAUCGUAAGCAGCAGAAGAAGAAGAUUCACUGCUAAUAACAAACAGGUGACCUGUCUUCUCUCUGUGAGUGUGCUGGAGAUGAGCUUCACUCUCCGCCUCCUGGUUUCCCGCGGUGACUGCUAUCAUGGACGCCUUUUGCUCGUAUGGUCUCAGUCGGUCCGAUCGCUGAGCUCUAGUCCUCGAAUCAGCCGCAGCCUGCAGGAGAGCUACCAGCUUCUGCAGCUGCCUGAUGAGGGCAGCAGCAGUCCUGCGCAGGUGAAAGAGGCCUACCUGCGUCUCGCCAAGCUCUACCACCCUGACUCGGGGGCGCCAACCGCAGACGUGGUGCUGUUUGCUCGGGUCGAGGAGGCGUACCGUGCCGUGCUGGCACAUCAGAGCAAAGUCAAGCAGCUGAGCAGAGAGAAGGAAGCUGAAGAUGAAGAUAAGUCCAGAGGUGCAGCACUCCAGCACAGACACUACCUCAGCUACGAGGGCGUGGGCACAGGCACGCCCAGCCAGCGUGAGCGUCAGUACCGGCAGAUUCGUGUCGACCGGGCAUCCGAGCAGGUUUUAAACUACCGACAGCAGGAGCACGAGAGGGCGGCGGCGGGCGAGGGGGCGCUGGUGGAACGAGACAUGCGCCAGCGCAGCCGCAAAAUCAAGGUCACCCAGGCGGUGGAGCGGCUCGUGGAGGAUCUGAUUCAGGAGUCGAUGGCCCGCGGAGACUUCAGGAACCUGAGCGGCGCCGGAAAGCCUCUCAACAAGUUCGAGCACAAUCCCUACGCCGACCCCAUGACCCACAACCUGAACCGCAUCCUCAUAGACAACGGUUACCAGCCCCCCUGGGUCGUCACGCAGCGUGACAUCAGAGAGGCCACCACUCAGAUCCGAAGCAGGCUGUUGGACGGGCGGGCCCGGCUCAGUGACCCCGUGACUCCCAGAGAAAGCCGGGAGUGGGAGGAGCUAUGCGCGUCAGUGGAGGAGGAGCUAGUCAAACUGAACAAGCUGGUAGACAAUUAUAACCUGAUCGUGCCGAUGCUCAGCAUGCAGAUGGUUCACUUCAGUUUGUCCCGAGAGAUCGAGCGCGCCGUGAAAGGAGCUCGCCAACGCCAACUGCAGCAGCAAACGGAGAGAGAGAGGGAGCGCGAGAGGAGGAAGGAGGAGAAGAAACGAGCCAACGCCGCAGCGAUGACAAAGAACAGAAAACACGGACUCGUGUCGUGGAUGCAGAAUUUGCUCCAAUAAAAAAACAAACACAAUUGUGUUUUUUAAAUUAACCAGCACCAAAGGCCUGCCCGAAGGCACCGAAGCUUCAUCUGAGUUAUUAAAUUAUUACAGUAAUUUCAGUGGUCACCAGGACAUAAACACUGCAUGUGCACGAUCACAGGUCAAAUCAGCUGACUCUGCCCAAAAAAAGGAUUUAAAAAUCUUUAUUUCUCCCUGGACGUUUGUUUCUAACAUCAGCUUUGCUGUUGGAUGGUUUCCCAUAGAUUUCUGUUCAGAGGCCUGAAGUACAAAGCAUCUUCAGGUAGAAUGUCACCUCAGGUUGUGGUUAUACUGGUUAUACUGGGGAAAACAGAACAUAAAAACCCACAUCUACUGACCAAUCAGAAGAUGUGGUUUUGUCAUCUUUCCAUUCUGAUUAGAUAAAAUUUCUGGUCUUACUAAAAAACCCUGAAAAACCACCGUCUUAUAUACGGAACCUCUGAGGUGGCGUUUACAUUUAAAAGCAGGACCAGAAAGAUUUAUUUAUCACAAUGUUGGUUUAGAUGGAUCAUUUUUACCUGUAGGUGGGAAAUGUAAUAAAAGACCAAAGUGCUGAGGAGCUGCUGACAGAAUUCAGUCAAACAAACCGUUUUGGUGUCGGCUUGAAGGAAGCAGAAUAGAUGAAUCUGAUGUAACUAACAGACAGUUAAGCAGACAAUAAGCAGUAAAUAUUAUUUCACAUCUUCUGUAAAUUUUAACUAAAGUUUUCACCACUAGGGGGCAGUGUGCUGCUCUGCUGUUAACCUUUCACACCUCUAUGUGUGCGCCUAAUGACAAACUCAUCGCCAUCUUGUGGUACAGUUUGGUAUUACACAAAAAUACAGCCCAGCCCAAAUGAAACACCUCUUUAUCGUCUCUUUACUAGUUUUGUUUGGAGGUUUUAAACUGUUUUUGAAUUCAAAACUUUACCAUAAAUACUUUAAGGGUCCAACUUGGAUCCAGCUGAAUAACAAAAAGAUUUAAAUGUUCUCGACUUGAUGCUUUUCCCUCCUUAUGGUGAGGAGGGAAAAGCAUCUUCCAUCCCAAAGGGGGUGGACACCUGGUGUAGCUAACAGAUAGGUGGUAUGUAAGGUGAUGUCAGGAAAGUUGAGGUUUUAAACUUUAAAAAGGCUCAUCAUUUUGGAUCGGUCCUUGAAUUCUGUAGAUAUCCAGAAGUCAGGGUAUCAGUACCAAAGUGGAA